UACUGAAAUCACAAGCUUCAUGUAUGAACCAAUGGAAGUGAAAAGUAUUUUGAGGCCUAAUUUACAUAAGGUGGUUAUAAAGGGCUCAGGUCCUCGGGAGUGCAGCUGUUUUCUCACUUGCUAGGCAACUCUUCUGUGUUUUGCGAUCAUGCCCGAGUCGGCUAAAUCCGCCCCGGCUCCCAAGAAAGGUUCCAAGAAGGCUGUCACCAAGGCGCAAAAGAAAGACGGCAAGAAGCGCAAGCGCAGUCGCAAGGAGAGCUACUCCAUCUACGUGUACAAAGUGUUGAAGCAGGUGCACCCCGACACGGGCAUUUCGUCCAAGGCCAUGGGCAUCAUGAACUCAUUUGUCAAUGACAUCUUCGAACGCAUCGCAGGCGAAGCUUCGCGCCUGGCGCAUUACAACAAGCGCUCUACCAUCACGUCCCGGGAGAUCCAGACGGCCGUGCGCCUGCUGCUGCCGGGCGAGCUGGCUAAACACGCCGUGUCGGAGGGCACCAAGGCGGUCACCAAGUACACCAGCGCCAAGUAGAGGCCCGCCUGGAUGAGGCACUCGCUGCCCCUUUGCUCUUGCCGAACCACCCGCUUAAAUCAGGAAAGAGCUUUGUCCACUCGCAUUAGUUUCUAGUUCCUAUUCCAGAGUUAAACUUUAAAGGUCUUGGAGAAGGUACACUUCACAGUUUUAAGCAUUUGUAGUUUUGAGGUUCUCUGAGCUGGUUUGCAGUUGGCUGUUGAGCUCCUCACUCUCAUUUAGCUCCUAAGAGUUACUUUUAAACUAGGGUAAUGGAGGUUGGCCUCUCGGCUGGGUUUCUUCCCUGUUCUAGACUGUUCGGGCACUUUGUCGACCUAAAGUGAGAUGACUGACUUGAUUACUUUGGCCGUUAGUGGGCUCCAGGACACCUAAACCUGUGGCGACGAAUGCUGUGUACCACUCAACAACCGAAAUCGCUCGGUUCAGUUUUAUUAUGUGUCCUGGGUACAGGCGGUUUCCGGUAGUUUAGGGCGGUGUCCUCGCCUGUAACUGAUUAAUUUACCAACACGAUCGUGCGGCGUUGCUGCGGCUUUGGUAGAAGUCUAUUGGGGUUCUCAUUCAAGCUUUAGAUUCCUCCCUGUUCGUGGUUUGUGAUUACCCCCUCCUUCACCCCCUAAUUUACGGUGUCCUCGCCCUUAACUGAUUGGUUUACCAAUGCGAACGUUCAGCGUUGCUGCGGCUUUGGUAGAAGUCUGUUGGGGUUCUCCCUCAAGCUUUAGAUUCCUGUCCAUGGCUUAUGAUUUUCUUUUUUUUUUUUUUUCUCUCCCCCGUUUAAUACUUUGCUGUGCUUUAAUCCGCCGCGGUGCCGGGUUGCCGCAAAGAUUGCUUAUUUCCGCUCUGGACCCAUGAAGCGAUCUAAUUCACCAACCCAAGGAAUUAACUUCCUCCUGGUGGUCGCGUCUACACUGUCUGAAGUUUGCUUUCCUGUUUACACUGUGGUCAAGCCGGCCAGAUGUUCUGAUAAGUCCAGAGCCCGCGAAUGCCUGACAUAUUCCUAAUGCUCAAGUAUUUAUUACUGAAUUAAUUUUCGUAUCAUUGCUUUUGUAAUUGCUUCCGUGGCUUGGGGGGGGGGCGCGGUGUCUGUUCGACGCAACAGAAGUGUUUGAAGAUUCUUUCUCCCAAUCCGUCCGUAUAAUUCAUGCGGUGGCUGUUUUUGGUUGUCAACUUGACUGGAAAUAACUGAAACGGAAGUGAGAGUACACCUGUGAGGGAUUUUUUUUUUUCUGAAAUAAUUUGAAGUGAGAAGAAGCACUUUUAGUCUGAAUCUUUUGAGAUGGGAAGACCCACCUUUAAUCUGGGCCACACCUUCUGCUGGCAGCCUGUCUAAAGGACUUGAAAGAAGGAAGCUUGCUCUCGCUGACUGGUCUCUUCCUUCACUGGCGUUAGAGCCUACUUCUGGAUUCUGGCAUACACUGAAGACGAGCCAUCCAGCCUGGUGGACCCAACAGCUAUUGGAUUCAUGGGCCUUCUCUUGGGAGGCUGCCACUGUUUGUUGAACUAGAUGGACCCCAGCCUGUAAACCAUAUAUUUAUGAAAAAAAAUCACAAAUAUAUUUCACUCUGUAAGCUCUGUUCCUUGAGAACCCUGAUUAAUACAAUUACCUCAGUGUAAUUUGCCAGGAGCUGGCCAUAGUAGGUUUCUUAAUUUUUUUCCAAUUUAGAGCAAACUCUUGGAUUUUCAUUAAAUUGGAAGCACUGGGCUUUGGGGAAAAGCCUUCCUUCUACCUCUGCCAACAUCCCCAUUCCUAAUUUUCCUAUUCCCUACUGAGAUGAACUUUCAAUUUACACUCUUCCCUCUCUUUUACCUUUCAGAGGGUUCUGUAAGAUGGGCCCCAGAGUUACUAGUGAAACUGAUGGAAGCUAGGUGGUUGGCCUAGGGCCAUGCCCAACACCGUCCACUUUCGUCUCUGUCUGAAGUCAGCUGCCUGCUUGCUUUUGUGACGUUUCCCCCCACAGUCUUGAUUUUCUUGUUGAGGGCACCCAAUGCUCUCCGAUCGCUUUCUCCGUCCUGUGUUAGGUUAAGGGUUUCUGGAGCUGACUAAGGAGCUUUGUGAAUCCAGAAUGUGCUUCAGACAUUGGCAUAGAUUGACUAAGUCCUGCUUACUGCAUGAGCAUUUUUAAGUGCGCAGAAGCUGUUAUUAUUAAAUCAUAUUACCAAUUAGUUUCAAAUUUUUGCUGGAUUGUUUUAUGUGCACCUCAUUUCCUCAGAAAAUAAAAUGAGCAAAUAGAACUGUUUGUGGUUGGCGCUGUGGAAAAGCUGGGGGUGCCUCGGAUUUGAAACAUAUCUCUAAGCCAUUAUCCAGGGCUUAGGGGGGUAGCUCAGAAGCUUUGCCAAAAAUGCACUGAGGCCCUAGUUUCAAAAACACAUGCACAGGCACACACACGCCCAGGCACACACACGCACAGACACGUCCAUGCUCAUGCAUGCGUACAUACCUUCCUCCAGCCAAACUUCUUCCUCAAGAGGUGCACUGGGGUUGAAAUACCCUACAACAAGGCCAGUGCUGAUGCCUAGUGGUUGAGAAACAUAUGACCAUGUAUAAAAGGUAUUACAAACAGGAUGUGUGAAAUAAAACCCCUGGUAAAGUUUAGCUAACACCUGCAGAAUCCAUGGAUGGGAUGUACUAGGGAGUAUUCUAUGCUCUUUGUAUA
Molecule: messenger RNA, 3180 nt
Organism: Alexandromys fortis (reed vole)
Lineage: Eukaryota; Metazoa; Chordata; Mammalia; Rodentia; Cricetidae
Product: histone H2B type 1-J-like
Exons: 1
Coding region: 149-529 (126 amino acids)
Cellular component (GO): nucleosome
Molecular function (GO): DNA binding; structural constituent of chromatin; protein heterodimerization activity
Source: RefSeq, a predicted model, not a curated record